GCGAACACCGACGCGAGCAAAAUAAUUAUUUCACUCCGUUUUUGAUCUAAUAGUAAGGUGUCGAUAUUAUAGAUUUCCCGGUAAAAUACGAUUGCGCGCAUUUUACCUUUUUCAUAAUACGAUUGCGCACGUUUUAAUGGGACGAUAGAACAUACAUUUUGGGUAUUUGCUACCCAUCUCCAAACAUACGCAAUCGUGUUCUUCUCAUUAUUUUGUCAUUUGCGUGUAUUGUACCCAUACUAUAGCACAGGACCAGCUAGCUAGUCUGCGCUCCACAAACUAUUUAACAUGGAUGCGACGAACAAAGAAGAAAAACUACCCAAUCCUCGAUCAAAAGCUAAUAUUUUUGGAAUUAUUACAUUUAGUUGGAUUUUAGGAAUUAUCAAAAAAGGAUUAAAACAAGAAUUAGAUUUGAUUGAUUUAUACGAGAUUUUAAAUGAAGAUUCGUCAGAGUUACUGGGAAACAAAUUACAAAAACUAUGGAAUGACGAAUUAUUAAACUCAAAGCAAAAAAAUCAAAAGCCAAGCUUUUUUUAUACGUUAUUUAAAAUGUUUGGAUCAACAUUUAUGUUUUGGGGAAUUUAUAUAACAAUAGUGGAAAUUAUUUUAUGCAUAAGCAUUUCAACCAUUGUUGGAAAAAUUGUCGAGCAUUUUGAAACGAAUUCAUCGGUUGGCUCUCUCGAAAUAUUUUUAUCAAUAAGCCUAGUCAUAAUUUUAUUAAUGAGGAUAAUUAUUUUUAGUGGUUAUGAUAUGAUAAGUUCACAUCUAGCUAUGAAAAUGCGAAUAUCAACAUGCAAUCUCAUUUACAGGAAGGCACUACGACUCAAAGUGAAUUCAUUAGACCAAACUUCUACUGGCCAAAUAUUAAACUUAAUGUCAAACGACGUAAAUCGAUUUGACACAUCACUUAUAUAUAUACCUUAUCUAUGGAUUGGUCCUUUAGAAACAGUUAUAGUAACGUACCUUUUGUGGCAAGAAGUUAGUGUGUCGUCACUACUUGGUGUAGCCACAUUAGUUAUAUUUAUACCAUUACAAUUAUGGUUGGGGUCGAAAACAUCUGAGAUUCGAUUAAAAACCGCCAAAAGAACGGACGAGAGAGUUCAUCUAAUGAAUGAAAUAAUCUUGAGCUUACAAGUGAUAAAAAUGUACACAUGGGAACAAUUUUUUGACGAACUUACAAAAUAUUCUAGAAAAAAAGAAAUCAACAAAAUUAAAAAAUCAUCUUAUAUCAAAGGAAUUUUGACCUCAUUUGAAAUGUUUAACACGAGAAUUGCAUUAUUUGUGACUUUAUUUUCAUAUAUUUUAUUUGGAAAUUAUAUAACCGCAUCAAAAGUAUUUGUAAUAACUUCGUAUUAUAACAUUUUGAGGAGAUCAUUGACAACAACUGUUCCACCGGGCAUAGGUUUAACUGCUGAAUUACUAGUCUCAAUUAAAAGGAUCGAGGAUUUUCUUUUGAGCGAAGAAAAAGAUACAAAACUGAACAACCUUAUAAAAGCUAAAAAUGUUGAUAAAAAUACUAUUAAUGAUAAUAGUAAAGCAUCACAUAGAAUCACUGGUGAGAGUGAAGCUGAACAGUUCAGUAAUUUUGGAGUAGCAUUUUUGAAUGUUACGGCCAAGUGGGCAGUCACUCAAGCUAAUAACACUUUAGAAAAUAUAAAUAUAACCACAACACCCAAUCAAUUAGUUGCGAUAAUUGGUCCAGUAGGAGCUGGAAAAAGCUCAUUAAUACAAGCAAUUUUACAAGAACUACCACUUAUGAAAGGAAGUAUUUCUGUACGUGGUGUAGUAUCAUACGCAUCACAAGAACCAUGGUUAUUUUCAGGUUCUGUUAAACAAAAUAUUUUAUUUGGAUCACCGAUGGACCUCGAACGUUAUAAUACAGUUAUACAAGUGUGUGCGUUAAAACCAGACUUGGAGCAGUUUCCAUAUGGCGAUAGAACAAUUGUUGGCGAGAGGGGAGUUUCUCUUAGUGGUGGUCAGAAAUCAAGAGUAAAUUUAGCAAGAGCUAUAUACAAACAAGCGGAUAUUUAUUUAUUGGAUGAUCCUCUAUCAGCAGUUGAUACUCGUGUUGGAAAGCAUAUAUUUGAAAAAUGCAUAACUGAUUAUCUUAAGGAAAAGACUUGCAUACUCAUAACCCAUCAGAUACAAUACUUAAUAAACGUUGAUCACAUUGUUAUAAUGGAGAAUGCAAAAGUCUUGGCAGAGGGUUCAUAUCAAGAACUUCAAAAAUCAUCAGGUUCAUAUUUUACGAAAAUUCUCGGAUAUUCCACAGGAACACCAAUUUUAAACAUCAAUGAUGAAAUUGUGGUUGGAAAAAACAAUUCUGAUAGCAUGGUAAAAUAUUCUACGCGUGAUAGUUCGCAUGAAUCAAUUUUAAAUCCUGUUACAUCGUCAAUUAAAGAAAUCAAAACAGUUAACGUAAACCACACUGAAACACAUUCUACUGGAAAUGUGCCGUUUAGUGUUUAUUUUACAUAUAUUUUGGCGGGUGGAAAUUAUUGCAAAGUAUUAGGUUUAUUUUCGGUAUGUAUUCUCACGCAAAUAUUAUCAUCGGGUGCAGACUACUGGAUAACUUAUUGGAUUAAUUUGGAAGAAAACGUUUUUCGAACAAUCGAAUCUUCGGUUUCAGACAGUAGUACAUCCGCAACGGAUUCAUCUGCUGAAUUAUUGACAUCGUGGACUGCAUCAAGACAAACAUGUGUUAUUGUUUUCGCUGUGCUAACAUUCUUGAUCAUAAUAGCUGCUUUGGUCCAAUCCACCAUAUUGGUAUCCGUGUGCACUAAAUCGUCCAUGAAUUUGCAUAAUCGUAUGUUCAGUUCAAUUACAAGAGCAACAAUGGGUUUUCUCAAUAAAACUCCAUCGGGGCGAAUCCUCAACCGGUUUUCAAAAGAUAUAGGACUCAUUGAUGAAAUGUUACCUUCUGUGUUAAUUAGUUGUAUACAAAUUGGAUUGACGGCGAUUGGCAUUGUAACAAUAGUGGGAAUUGUCAAUCCCUAUCUGACUCUACCAACAUUCGUUUUAGUAAUAUUAUUUUUAAAAAUGAGAACAUUUUUUAUGACAACAACUCGUAAUAUCAUACGUCUAGAAGGUGUUACACGAAGUCCUAUAUACACUCACGUAAAUUCAUCACUUCAGGGACUGACAACCAUAAGAGCGUUUAAUGUAGAACAAAUUCUAAUCCAAGAGUUUACCAGCCAUCAAGAUUUACAUUCAUCGGCUUGGUAUUUGUUUAUAACUUUAAGUAGGGCGUUCGGUUUUUGGUUGAAUAUGGCCUGCAUGUUCUACAUAAGUUGUGUAAUAUUUUCUUUUGUAUUGAUUAGCGAUGUUACAAAUGGGAGAUAUGUUGGUUUGGCCGUAACACAAUCAAUUGUAUUAUCUACUAUGUUCCAAUGGGUAAUGAGGUAUUCGGCAGACUUGGAAAACCAAAUGACGUCUGUAGAAAGAGUUUUAGAAUAUACAGAUGUACCACAGGAAUCGGCACUUGAAAGCACUCCUGAUAAAUUGCCACCAACAGAUUGGCCCAAUAAUGGUCAAAUUAUUUUCAAAAAACUCUACCUGCGUUAUGACUUGGACAAACCAUUUGUUUUAAAAAAUCUUAAUAUCAACAUUGAAGCUGCGGAAAAAGUUGGUAUCGUUGGAAGAACUGGUGCAGGAAAAUCAUCUUUGAUUGCAGCAUUGUUUAGAUUAGCUUUUAACGAGGGUAACAUAAUUAUCGAUGGUAUGGAAAUACACGAAUUGGGAUUACACGAUUUGCGAUCCAAAAUUUCCAUCAUACCUCAAGAACCAGUUUUGUUUACAGGAACAAUGAGAAACAAUUUGGAUCCAUUUGAUGAAUACCCAGAUCAUGUCCUUUGGAAAGCUUUAGAUGAAGUGGAACUCAAAGACGUUGUAGAUGAUUUGUCCGAUGGUCUGAACUCUAAAAUGUACGAAGGUGGAUCUAAUUUCAGUGUUGGUCAAAGACAAUUAGUAUGUUUGGCUAGAGCAAUUAUACGAAAUAACAAAAUUCUCGUGUUAGACGAAGCCACUGCAAACGUUGAUCCACAAACUGAUUCUUUAAUUCAAAACACUAUUAGAAAUAAAUUUAGUAAGUGUACAGUAUUAACAAUUGCACAUCGUUUGAACACAGUGGUGGAUUCUGACAAGAUACUUGUAAUUGACGCUGGUACAGUAGUUGAAUUUGAUCAUCCAUAUAAUUUAUUGAAAAAUAAAGAUGGAUUUUUGUACAAAAUGGUAGAACAAACUGGACAAAGCAAUGCUCAAUUAUUACAUAGUUUAGCUUAUGCGAGUUACACUAACGCACAUAUGCCAAUAAGCAAACAUCAAUCGCCAAGUAUUACCGAGUAUGAAGAUUAAAUCACAUCAUAAACGAUACUUAGUUAGGACAAUAUAUAUACAUAUCUAUUAAAUGAAAAAGUUUGUAAUCAAAUAGGUAUUACCUAGAUACUAUUAUUGCAUAUUAUUACAUUAUUGCAGAUUAGUACAACCAUUUUCAGAAUUUGUACCUAAAUAUUUUCCCGAGAAAAAUCAAAUUUUCUGCUUGGGUGCCAGGGUAACGUUACCCCAGCACCACCAUAACUAAAUAAUGCAUUUUAUAAACUUUUUUUUUAUUAAUUGUACUAUGAUAUGUACUGAUUAGUACAACCAUACUCAUAAUUUGUACCCAAAUAGGUAUUACCCGCAAAAAAUUCAAUUUUCCGGCUGGUAUUUCUAAAUCCAUCACUCCAGGUCUAGUAUAACUAAAUAAUACAUUUAUCAAACAUUUUUUUUUUCAUUAAUUGUACUAUGAUUUGUACCGAUUAUACUACAACCAUUUUCAGAAUUUGUACUUAAAUUUUUCCCCAAAAAAAAUCAUAUUUUCUGCUUGGAUGCCAGGGACCAGGGUAAUGUUACCCCAGUACUACCAUAAAUAAAUAAUACAUUUUAUAAACAUAUAUUUUUUUUUUCAUUAAUUGUACUUUAAUUUGUACCGAUCACGUAUCAACGUGUUUGGAAUUUGUACCUAAAUAUUUGUUGCUAAAACAUCAAUUUUUCUGCUCUAAUAUAUAAUAUGUAAGUACUAAUAAUAAUACCAUUAAAUCUCUUAAAGUUUUUCAUGUUUUAUUUAAAUUAAAAUCAAAAAUGUUAUUUUAUAAAAUGUGUAUCUGUAAAUGUAUUUUUACUUUUACUGCUAGUAUAUUAAUUUAUAAAAAAAUAUUUUUUCCAAAAUAUUCUGCAAUUGGCAUAACCUAACACAACCUAACCUAACCAGUCGUCUAGUACUUGUUCUAAUAUAGUAUCAAACGUUUUUAGUACUUUUUCUGGUGGAACAAAUGUUUAAGUACCAGUCACCUGAGUUUCGAGCUUUAUGUUACGAAGGUGCGUUACCCUGGCACCCCAAGGUCAAAUUUUCGACUUGAAAACUGUUGGGUAUUAUGUUAUUUGUUAUGUAACAAUUUGUAACCACAAAAAAAAAUUUUGUAAUCACACCGGUACCCCCGAAAAACCACUUUACAAGUUCCGGGUGCCAGGGUAACGUUACCCCGGC
Messenger RNA from Metopolophium dirhodum (rose-grain aphid), 5524 nucleotides. Its product is annotated as probable multidrug resistance-associated protein lethal(2)03659. The record is from RefSeq and is a predicted model, not a curated record. Gene Ontology annotation, cellular component: membrane. Gene Ontology annotation, molecular function: ATP hydrolysis activity; ABC-type transporter activity; ATP binding. Gene Ontology annotation, biological process: transmembrane transport. The transcript has 28 exons. Bases 289 to 4353 code for a protein of 1354 amino acids. Lineage: Eukaryota; Metazoa; Arthropoda; Insecta; Hemiptera; Aphididae.